This is a messenger RNA of Cricetulus griseus (Chinese hamster), 1046 nucleotides long. NCBI's taxonomy places the organism in Eukaryota, Metazoa, Chordata, Mammalia, Rodentia, Cricetidae. The record is from RefSeq and is a predicted model, not a curated record.
GGGACAUGCUUCGGGCAUUCCAUGCAGCCUUGCGGAACUCUCCAAUCAACACCAAGAAUCAAGCUGUGAAGGACCGAGCCCAGGGUGUAGUGCUGAAAGUACUCACAAACUUUAAGAGCAGUGAAAUUGAGCAGGCUGUGCAGUCACUGGACAGAAAUGGCAUUGACCUGUUAAUGAAGUACAUUUAUAAAGGGUUUGAGAAGCCCACAGAAAAUAGCAGUGCAGUGUUACUCCAGUGGCAUGAAAAGGCUUUAGCUGUAGGAGGACUAGGCUCCAUUAUAAGAGUUCUUACAGCAAGAAAGACUGUUUAAAAAAAAAAAAAAGAAUCAUGUUACCUUAAGAAGAAUUUUGGAUGCCCAGGCUGGUGAAGAAGGGACUGAUAAUGGACCAUAUUCCUGAACUCCCAACUAUAUAUUUCAGGAAACAUAUCUGCUGAAAUGUAUUUUGCUUUUAAGGUGGAGGGAGAAAUAGUCUUAUUGUUUCCUAAAUUCUUUGCAGGAUUGGUGUCUCUGCCUUCAUUUACAGAGUAACACAGAAUUGACACUUGACUAUCACACUGACUGGCCAGAUUAUGUCAGGUGUACCUGUAUGCACUGUCUGUUUGAAAUGGGGAGGGGCUAUUUGGGCAGGUGCAGAUCCAAGGGCUGCUGUGAAAAGGAGAGUUUGGGUUCUGAAGUGAAAAAACCUGAGAGUUUGUACAGAUACACUGUCUUCCCAGAGAAGACAGGCUCUCUAGGGUUCAUUGUAAAGUGCCUGCUGCAUCAAUAAAGCUCUUGGCUCAUUAGUCUAUUGAUUGCGGUGUGUUCUCUAUAUGUUAAAUGGUAAGCAAAGGGAUGGCAAUGAAUGACAGUCUGAUGGUUUGGAAAGCUGAUGUUGAAGGGGUAGAGGUGUUCCUAUACUGCCAUGGCAAGCAUGGCAGUACCACAGCUAUGCCACACCACACUGAUGAUGCCACCAAGGGGCAUUUUGCUGAGUAUAUAUUGUUUCUUACUCCUUUGAUUUGUAUGUAAUUUUGGAGCUUAUUUAAUAAAAUGUCAAACGUUUAA